Molecule: messenger RNA, 1654 nt
Organism: Musa acuminata subsp. malaccensis (wild Malaysian banana)
Lineage: Eukaryota; Viridiplantae; Streptophyta; Magnoliopsida; Zingiberales; Musaceae
Product: probable methyltransferase At1g29790
Molecular function (GO): S-adenosylmethionine-dependent methyltransferase activity
Source: RefSeq, a predicted model, not a curated record
UUAAGAUCUCCGUCUUCUCCCUCCUCGUCACCAGCUUUGCCAGCACUUUCUGUCGAACACUUUGCGGCCAGAUGCAAUAGAAAGUCUCACUCUUUUGAGAAGAAUUGAUUGUUUAUUCCGCCAUAUAACGCUGUUUAGAGGAGAUCAUCUUCAUUCUUACAGACUAACGAGAUGGGCAGCAAAGAGGAGUACUUGCGAAAGCCAAGCCAGAGCCAGAGUCCGAUGCGGUUGAAGCUAAAGAUCCUCCUGCUAUUGCUCUCAACCAAUAUCCUCUCCAUCUACAUCUUCUAUGGCUCCGCCGACCACCAUAGGUGGCUACCGUCCUCCGUCCGCCACUGGGACUUCGCUGGGCUCCUCCGCGAGUUGAACGCCACCCAGAGUAAGCUCUCAGCCAGCCAGGCCCAGGUGGUGCUGCUCAACCAGCGGCUCGCCAGCACCAAGUCCUUGCUCGAGAGGCUCCUCGCCGACGUCGGCCAAGCCCACCGCGACGAGGCGCCGGAGCAGGGCCUGGAAAGGUGGGCGCACCAGCUCGGCGGGGAGCUGAAGCUCGCCGUGGGGCCGCACAAGCUCCCCUUGGGCUACACUCCCAACCUCGGCUCCCACGAGAUGUACCCGACGCUUGGCACGGCUUGCCGGCGCUUCCAGGAGGAGUUGGUCCAGUUCAUGAGCUACGACGUCGGGGGCGAGUGCCCGUCCGACGAGGUGUUCGCGCAGCGGUUGAUGCUCAAAGGUUGCGAGCCUCUUCCCCGGCGCCGGUGCCACCCCAAGUCUCCCGCCGGCUACGUCGAGCCCACGCCGUUCCCGGAGAGCCUCUGGUCGAUCCCGCCCGACACCAGCAUCGCCUGGGAUGCGUACACCUGCAAGAACUACACAUGUUUAGUCAACAGGAGCAAGCAGAAGGGGUCCUACGACUGCAAGGACUGCUUCAACCUGGGUGGCCGGGAGAAGAACCGGUGGGUCUACAGCGACGGGGAGCUCAACUACGGGAUCGACGAGGUCCUGAGCGUCAAGCGCGGCGCCAUCCGCAUCGGGCUAGACAUAGGCGGCGGCACCGGCUCGUUCGCGGCGAGGAUGAGGGAGCGCAACGUGACCAUAGUCACCAGCACCAUGAACUUCAACGGACCCUUCAACAACUUCAUCGCCUCCCGCGGCCUCGUCCCGCUGCACAUCAGCGUCGCUCACCGGCUGCCCUUCUAUGACAGCACGCUCGACAUCGUCCACUCCAUGCAUGUGCUCAGCAACUGGAUCCCUGACGUCAUGCUCGAGUUCGCUCUCUUCGACAUCUACCGGGUGCUGCGGCCCGGCGGCCUCUUCUGGCUCGAUCACUUCUUCUGCCACGGCAAGCAGCUCAACUCCACGUACGUGCCCAUGUUCCAGCGCAUCGGGUUCAGGCGGCUCCGGUGGCACGCAGGCCGGAAGCUCGAUCGAGGCUUCGAAAAGGACGAGUGGUACGUCUCUGCACUUCUGGGGAAGCCCUUGACAUAGCCUAACACCAAAGCAGGUCCAUCGAGGAGACAUUGAAAUUAUCAGCCGUGGCAUGUGGUGUUAUGAGUGUAAUUGUUUCGUCUAUUGUGACACUACUGAUAAAAGAGUGAAGAAAGAUCAGCUUCGGACGAACUCUACAGGAAUAAACUCAGCAAUCUUUUCUGUCCGU